AUUCUGUGUUCCGUUCUCGCAGCCGCCGGAGCUGCCUUUUCCCAGCAGUGCCGCAGCCCAGCCUCGGGCCUUCAAACCGCUCCCUCCCGACACCCCCCGCGCGGGCCCGCCCCGCUGCCUCAUUGGCUCUACCCCCUGCACUGCCGCGUUCCUAUUGGCGGGCUACCCCUGUGCCCCGCCCCCGGCCCCGACUGGCGCUGCCCGCGCGGGUCUGGGGCGGGCUCGGUGUUGCCUUCGGUGGGCGGCUGAUCCGGCUGCACCUUCUGCUCCCCAUGGCGCUGCUGCUGGAUCUGCUCCGCCGGCUGCUGGAGCUCCUGGGCUGGCCGCCCCACCAGGCCGUAUUUUUCGAAACUCGCACGUUUGGCAGCAGUAUCACUCGUGCAAUCAGAACAUGCCUUCCUUCAGCAGUCUCAUCAGGAAGGCAUUUCCAGCAGUUGUACACCGUAAUAAGGAAGUAUCAAAUCAAGGUCACAUCUGUUUGCCAAAAAAAGCAAUAUGGAUCUACUCGAAGUGUUGUCCGGCGACUUGGGACAAUUCUUUCCUUGGAGCCCUACCCAAGACCUUAUUUUCAACUUGUUCAAGACCCAAGUCCAUUGGGUUAUGAUGAACAAAGUGCAGCUCCAACUCCUGUGGCUCCAUCACUUGCUGAUGUCCUGUGGGUGGCAAAUGAUGAAGGACAGGCUUUUACUAGACUUAGGACUGAAUUAUGGAGAAAAGAGAAACGUACAGCUCAUCAUGACCUAUAUCCAUCUAUAGAUUCAAUACAGAGCAUUCCAAAAAACAGCACACGAGAAGACAAUAUUGAUCAAGCAGCACUGCAGAAGAUUUCUGCACUUGAAGAUGAGCUAACCUUUCUUCGUGCUCAGAUUGCUGCAAUUGUUUCAGCGCAGACACUGGGAAGCAUUCCAUCACAAGCCUUUAAAACACCCAGCACUCCAGAUGGAUUUUACCCAGUGCCAGCCAUGACUUCCACACCAUUGUCCGUCUCUCACAACCACUUUGUAAUUCCCUUGCCUCCUCCACUUCCUUCUGGUGUACCAUCUGGUGUUGAUUCUAGUAAAUCUGCAAUGGAACUUAUAAAACAACGCCGUGCUGCAAGAAACGGUGAUUCAAGUGCAGCUGAUAGUGCUGAUCACCAGAAGACAAAGAAUGUUCCUAGUAUGAUGGAAGUUUUGAAAGACCUAAACAAAGUUCAGUUGCGAGCUAUUGAGAGGUCUCCUGGAGGUACUCCUCUUUCUAGACCCCAAAAGAGGCAAAGUUCAGAUUGGGAUCCAGUUGCUCUACUAACUCACGCACUAAAGCAGAAAUUUGCACAUAAAAAUUAUGAUAAAGAUGAUUCUCUGGACAAAGAAAAUAGAUCUUUUGAUAACUCUCCAUUUUCUAGUCCGGAGAUCCCAAUGGUUGGACGUUGCAAUCUGAAGCUAAAUGCAAAACCUAGCCUUACAAGAACUGAUGAAGUUGAACAGGUACCAGCGUGGAAAGUGAGAGCUCAUAUUUAGCUGCAGUAGAAACUUCUGAGGAAACUUCAUAGUGUACAUAAGUGGUGGGUCCACUUGUGGAAACUGCUGUAAGGUGCUGUAUUGUGUUGUUCUAGAACAGGUCUUUCCUAUGCUAUUAAAGUUUGGGUGUUGUAGGGUUUGUAAAAUUACCUCCUCCUUAGUUUCCCAGAAGCCAGACUUGUGAAUGUGAUGUUUUUAUGAGAAGCACAGAACUGAAAGAAGGCUUCCAUUACUAUGGAGCAGCGUGUUUGAAACCUGGGAAAUCGAGGAAAGCAGUGUGUGGGUAGGGAAAUUUAUUGCUGUAGCAGCUGAGGUGUAUGUUCUGUUUGCACUCCAGUGUAAAUAACAAAGUAUAAACUUUUUGUUAGUGUGUUAUCACUGACUGUGUAUAAUGGUAAUACUUUUUCCUUAGAGUGGUAUAGUUGCCAUGGUUUUCUUUGCAGUUUGCUGAUGCAACUCCUUAUUCCAUGUGCAAACGGUAUUCUGAUUUAUUUUGGGUCAGGAGAUGAACUUUUAUGUUUGUGAAACUUUGUGCUGUAAGUAAACUGCAGCUGCCUAUUAAGUGCCUGUAAUAUGAGGGAGUUGCAUUCCGAGAUUAAAAAGACCUUGUAGAGAGAUCUGCUAGCACAUAGUCUAAAUUCCAUGUGUAAGUAAACAUUAAUUCCCGUCUCAUCUUGUCCAUCUGACCUCAGUUUUGUUCACAUGAAUUUAUAAAAUAAAAUUUUCUUUAUAUUGUA
Corapipo altera (White-ruffed manakin) is the source of this 2236-nucleotide messenger RNA. RefSeq names its product mitochondrial fission regulator 2 (gene MTFR2). Gene Ontology annotation, biological process: mitochondrial fission; aerobic respiration. The record is from RefSeq and is a predicted model, not a curated record. The transcript has 8 exons. Bases 273 to 1499 code for a protein of 408 amino acids. Lineage: Eukaryota; Metazoa; Chordata; Aves; Passeriformes; Pipridae. Gene Ontology annotation, cellular component: mitochondrion.